AUGUCCGUAGGCGGACUGGUGACUCCCCGGCCCAGGCCGGUGCAGUUGUCUCUCUUGAUAGAAUUUAUGUGCCAGAAAACUUACACAGAUUUGAUGCGCUUGGUUGAUCUGCUGCCGAGCAAGACAGACCUUGAGAAGAAAAUCGAAUUAGCGAAAUUCUUCAGUCGAACAAGGAAUCUCUUUAUUCGGCUGGAGGCACUUACCAAGUGGGCUAAUACUUCAUCGAAAGUGGACAAGUGUGAGAAAAUUUCGAAUUUUCUUGAGGAACAGAGCAUGCUUCUCCUUGAUACAGCCAACAUCUUGUCGGUCCUGCAUCAAAAUCAUCUAAUUUCUGCCCGUCUACCUCCUUUUGCUAUGCUGUUGGCGAUCGAUAUUUUUGUUAACAAGACGUACACACGCUUGCCAAAAGCAAUUAAAGUUCGUUUCACUCCUCCUGAACCUAUAUCAAAUGAGGAGAUUAGGAUGGGAUUGCCAGAUUUGAAUAGGAUAAUAAAAUAUCGACUCAGUGUGUCUCCAUGUCCGAGGCGUUUUACUAGCAUUGUCAUCGAACAUGGGAGGGUAAUUUUCACUGUGCCACACGAGUUUGAGGUCACUCUGACACUGCUCUCAGAGGCACUUGAUUUUCCUUGGAGUAUAAUCGGCAUCAAAUUUCUUGUUUCUGAUCCGAGUAGAAGUUCUAGUGGGCCUCUCAUUCAUCCGCAGCAGACUCGGUUCUUGUUGCAACAUGCUCAAUCUCGUAUUCUUGAUCCACGUUUUGAUAAGCGUCCUCCCCUCACCCAUCUCUAUGACAUGCUUCACGCUUUCGCAAUGUCUCUACAAUUGGAUGUACUCUUUGAACAGGCCCAGCGUUUGAGGUCCAGGCGGCCGACGGACCCAUUUAGCAUUGAGGACUAUCGUCCGGGGCAGUUACUCAAGGUUGUCUAUUGGCGUGGUUUGUCAAAUUGCAACUACCAGGCAGUAAUGGGUCCAGACGGUAAAAUGCGUCAGACCAUCUAUUCAAUCGUUAUCCACGUGAGUCCAUUGGACCCUCAGCGACCUCUUUGUGUAACUCAUCAUCCCGAUUUAAACACCAUCGAUGCACACAAAAUUGGCUCCUUCGUUCAAGGUGGUUGUCUCUCAAUCGAGAACCUUUUAACACGUACAAUCAUAGUCCGAGCUGAAAGAAUGCUUACGGAGAUCAAACACGAACUCCUACCCCUUUCUCCUGGUCCAAUAACAAUUGGUGAAAUACCGCUGUCUCUCUCGGUACCCGUGCUCUGGCCUUGUCAUCCUCACGAAAUCCUCCAACUACGAAUCAACACUGCACAGGGUCAAGUUCGUGCCUCAUUUCCUUCCUCUGAUCCUAUCCGCAGCGCUCCCCUUCUUCGUGAGCUUGAACUGGCUUUUAACCGUCCCUCAGCACGUCGGGUCGCCCUAGAUCGCACCUCUGCUAUUGAUUGCCGCGCCGGUAGUCGUGGUAUACGAGGCCUUGUUGGAGAUGAUACGCGUUGGCAGGCACGAUUGGUGGAGGUAUUUUCGCGUCUUCGUUGCCUUCUCGGUCAAUGGAGAGUAAGAUGGGCGAAUAGAGGGCGCUUGGUACGAUAUUCACUACCAUUAUCAGUUUCUCCACCCUCUUCCACCGCCCCGCAACCAGGCUACGUAGAGGUACUAGAACGAGCAAGACAAGAUCGGGUCGCUCUAGCGUUCAUUAAGCUUUUUCCCAAUGAUGAAUACUAUCUUUUGUGUGAGGUAGCGCCGACAGAUGCACUGGCAGUGGGGUAUCGGCACUACCUCCUCAAGUGUGUUCCCGUGCCAAUUACGGUCACAGAUCUGCAUGUGGCUCCUGGAGGUCGGUGGUUGACACACAAUUCUGAGCAGUCAGCAAUGGACGGUGCUGGAGUUACGGCAUCACCAGGAGUGGCUCUGAGAAUAACCCACUUUAUGCCCCUAAUUGGUGAGGAGACAUUUGCGAAUUUGGUUGGGCAGGCAGUCUACUCGUCCCUGAUUUUGCAACCAUCGCUUGAUGAACUGCGUGAAGCAGCAGCCCAGGUCCAGCGUAAUCAAGUGUGUCGGCGUUUGAAGCGUGUCCGUGCUCUCUUAGAACACCUCUCGGGGAAUGAAGAAAGCAGUUCGGCAAGCGAAGCUAAGCGUCGGUGUAUGGAGCGCCUGCAGCCAAACGAGAGAGCGAUGCUUCUGUCGGCUACUGACCGUUUCACCACUACGUCUUCGUCCACAGUGCUGAUGCCAGAUCUGUCUCGCCUUCUUGCUGCUCUGGAGAAUGAUGUGAUUGCCAAUGAGCUCAAUGUGAAGCUGGCAGAACACGGGAUUACUCACUACGGUGUUGUUAAUAAUGCUCAAAGUGACAUCCUGAAUAUUAAUAUCCGAAGCAUUCCUACUAAGCGACUCCCAACCUGGGCACGUCCCGGUAUCGCACUCCUCCAUCACUAUGCUAGGCGCGUGGUAAUCAUUAGCUCCUCUCGUCUUUCAUCCUCCACUCCCGCCUCCGCCGCGUCUGCCUCUGCUUCAAUGCGUUGUUGGCGUCUUACUAUUGCCUUCUCCGGUCUUCCAGGCAAUGUCAACGGUGGUGAACUGCUAUACCAAUCACCCAUGGCGCAAGUCAACAGUUUGUCCGACCUGAAUUCUUUUCUCCUAAGCGUCAUAACUGAAUGGGAAGCCCUUUGUCGCUUGUUUGCUAUCUGCGGACCAGUUAUUGAGAAUCCUGCGUCUUUACCGCCUGAUGUGGGGUUAAAUGGCUUUGAUGCGAAGAGUUUGAUCUUGGCUUAUGGACCGGGUCAGCAUUAUCUGGCUGAAUUGACUAUUGACUCUCGUCAGAACUGCUGUCUUCGACUUGGUGUGCAUCCAGGUCCUGUCACUUUGAAGCAUGAUGGCUGUGCUGACGACGCAUUAAAGCAGCGGUGCCAACGACAAAGACAGCGCGACCUUUUCGAAAAUCCACAUUGCAUUGUGCGUGAGCAUCUGGAGUUCCUAAUUGAGAGCCAGAAGUCUCUUUUACCAAUGUGUUCGGCUUUCUCCAUGCUUAGACGAUUUUCUCCCAAUCAGGUCCUAUCUUCUACGCUUGACUUUAUGAUGUCAAUGGAGGUCCUGCGGAAACCCACCAUCAUGACAAAUUCUGCGAAGUCAUCGGCAAUUGUGAAAUCAUCUCGUCCUAUCCGGAGUAUGGCUCUGAUAGCGCUCUCCUGUUUUGACCUACUACUUGCCUAUCGUGGUACGCUGUGCAUGCGUUUCAAACUUAAGACUGACCAAGCCGCAACUGUUCUCAUCUCCGACGGCUGCCAUCAUCAAGAGGUUGGUGGUGCACCACCACAGAGUCGAGGGGGUGGGAUUUCCAGCGAGAUAUAUCCCGUACAAGGUUUUGUACCGCUUCCUGCAUUCCAGCUCUUCCUGGAGUCGAUGCAAAAGGCCCUCAAGAUGGAAGGUAGAGGUGAGAACCCCUCUGGUGGUUUCACGAUGCUCCAAUUGGACCGAAUUCUUCGUCCAUCAGGAGGAGGCAUCAAUGGGCCCGUCUCUCCUUCUGCCCUGGAGUGUUAUCUUUCCGCUAGCCUGACUUUCCAUGCUGCCUUCCAGGCGGUUAACACACAUCGUUGGCAAGUUCCCUCUGCUCCUGCUCUUGAAGUGGGAGAAUUCGUUGCAAAGGCACCUGACUCGGGGCUAGAGGUGCGAUUGAAGAUGGAGGAGGAGGCGACGGCGAUGAUGGCCGGUGUGCCACGCUGGCGUCUUGUUCUUAGGGUCACGCCAGAUCCUGUGUCAUGUUCGGUGGAAGGAGUUACGGAAAUGGGUGCGAGGAUUGAGGAGUUCUUCCGCAGAAGGGUUUGUUCAGUCUCGCCCCAAGCGGCAGCCAUAACAUCUUUUUUCCGCCUUCUCUCCGUCCCUGGUUCGACCCUCUUUGAUCUUGUCUCUAAUGUCUUUGCCUGGGAUUUGGACUCCGCAAGCGGUGUCAACAAUGGUCUCCCUAUUUUCCGCAUUGGUCUCGUCUCUCUUGCCACACCAGCUGUCCCCGAGCCUUCUGUCGUUCUUCGUUCACCCAGCUAUCUUGCCAUGCAAGUCAUCAUCCCUCGCGCAUCUGCUUUCAACGAACAAUCCUCCCCCUCGGGUUUAUUGCGUGCCUCCAGUGUGGAAGUAGUUGGCUUGACAUAUGACUGGUCGAAGAAUCAUGUGGCGAUUGUAGCAUCCAAGAGGUUCCAGGGUCUCGACGAAAUAAUCAACCAACGCUUCAAGGCCACAAGAGCUUGCACGCUGGUGCAGCUUAUCUCGCACAUGCGCAAGAACCAACUACAACAGGGAAUGCCGAUGCAGCAGCAGGCUCAAGUGCAGCAAUAA
Hydatigera taeniaeformis is the source of this 4317-nucleotide messenger RNA. Lineage: Eukaryota; Metazoa; Platyhelminthes; Cestoda; Cyclophyllidea; Taeniidae. The record is from the annotation of a GenBank genome assembly.